Trichobilharzia szidati is the source of this 1220-nucleotide messenger RNA. The record is from the annotation of a GenBank genome assembly. Lineage: Eukaryota; Metazoa; Platyhelminthes; Trematoda; Strigeidida; Schistosomatidae.
UAUCUUGUAGGACGGUCUGACCUUGACGGCGCUUCGAAUUUCUUCAAAUUUCUCGGAAUGAGUCUGUGGGUCGAUAAAUACACGCCUACAUCCUUGGGGAAGCUGGAUUACCAUAAACAGCAAGCGAAAAAUCUGAAACAUCUGGUUGAUAGUAAUAACUUUCCACACUUGCUUGUGUAUGGACCAUCAGGUGCUGGAAAAAGAACCAGAAUAAUGUGCAUUUUACGUGAACUCUAUGGAUCAGGUGUUGACAGGCUACGGAUGGAACAUCAUACUUUUACGACACCCUCAAAUAAAAAAGUCAAUUUGUCAACUGUAUCGAGCAAUUUUCAUUUAGAAGUUAACCCGAGUGAUGUUGGGAUCUAUGAUCGUAUUGUCAUUCAAGAAUUGAUAAAAAAUAUGGCUUCAACAGCUCAGCUUGAUAGUGGACAACAGAAAGAUUUCAAAAUAGUAGUUUUACAUGAAGCUGAUCAUUUAACACGUGAUGCACAGCACGCAUUAAGAAGAACUAUGGAAAAGUACAUUUCAACUUGCCGUCUAAUCUUGUCAGCAGAAUCUACUAGUAAGAUAAUUUCUGCUACGCGUUCACGGUGCCUGCCAAUAAGAGUUUCUGCUCCAUCUAUCGAUGAAAUUGUUGAAAUUCUUAAGAAUACUGCUCGCCGAGAAGGUCUUACAAUGCCAGUUGAAUUAGCGAAACGUAUUGCUGUAUCCUCUGACCGAAAUCUUCGCCGUGCUCUUUUAUACGCUGAAGUAGCUAGAUGGCAACAUUCUCCUAUGACUCCAGACCAGAGUGUACAAUUACCUGAUUGGCAGGUGUUUAUCUCUGAAACAGCUUCCGCUAUUUUAGUUGAACAAAGUCCCAAAAAAAUAUUAGAAGUCCGAAAUCGAUUGUAUGAAUUAUUGUGUCAUUGCAUUCCACCGAAUGUGAUAAUGCGAGGUUUAGUAGAUAAUCUGUUGAGUUCAUGUGAUCGUAAUUUGAAGCUGGAAUUGGUUCAAUUGGCUGCAGAAUAUGAGCAUCGAUUAAAUUUAGGCCAAAAACCAAUCUUUCAUUUGGAAGCAUUUGUCAUCGCUUUUAUGGCAAUGUAUAAACGAUAUGUUGAAGAGGCUCUUGGCUCUGGUAUGGAAUGGUGAAGAACAUAAAGAAGAAUAAGAGCAAAAGAACUACCAUACACAGCAUUUGUUGGAGAUUUCUAAGAUAUUUUUUUGGUGUUGUUAACUAU